Molecule: messenger RNA, 1782 nt
Organism: Carassius carassius (crucian carp)
Lineage: Eukaryota; Metazoa; Chordata; Actinopteri; Cypriniformes; Cyprinidae
Product: homeobox protein Nkx-6.1-like
Exons: 3
Coding region: 79-1029 (316 amino acids)
Biological process (GO): cell differentiation; regulation of transcription by RNA polymerase II
Cellular component (GO): nucleus
Molecular function (GO): DNA-binding transcription factor activity, RNA polymerase II-specific; RNA polymerase II cis-regulatory region sequence-specific DNA binding
Source: RefSeq, a predicted model, not a curated record
UUCUCUCGUUUUGCUCUGGUCUCCACCGUCUUGCUUCUUGCGCAAUAUUUAGGUAGUUAAAGUUGUAGUUUCUUGGUAAUGUUAGCGGUGGGGCAAAUGGACGGGUCUCGCCAGAGCGCUUUCCUACUCAAUACCCCACCUUUGGCUGCUCUACACAGUAUGACCGAGAUGAAGGCUCCACUUUACCCAGCCUACCCGUUAUCUUCCACUGGACCAGCAUCCUCCCCUUCACCGACAGCUACCUCUCCGAAUCCAGGCGGAAUCCCGGUCUCGUCCCCGGGGAUCAAAACAUCCACUGCACUUUCGACUCUCGGUGCUCAGUACUCAAUCGCCACACCUCACGGAAUAAACGACAUCCUCAGUCGACCCUCGGUGGUCACCGGAGCGGCGGCGGCAUCUUCUCCCGCUGGAAUCUUGUCUGGACUGCCCCGGUUCAGCAGCCUGAGUCCUCCGCCGCCUCCUGGGCUGUAUUUCAGCCCCGGUGCCGCAGCCGUGGCGGUGGCUCGCUACCCGAAACCUCUGACAGACCUUCCAGGCAGAACCCCGAUAUUCUGGCCUGGAGUUAUGCAAAGCCCACACUGGAGAGACGCCAGAUUUGCGUGUUCGCCACAUCAAAACUCAGUGCUGCUGGACAAAGAUGGGAAAAGGAAACACACGCGACCAACGUUUUCCGGCCAGCAAAUAUUUGCCCUGGAAAAAACAUUCGAGCAAACGAAAUAUUUAGCCGGACCUGAGAGAGCGCGACUGGCCUACUCUUUAGGAAUGACAGAGAGCCAAGUCAAGGUGUGGUUUCAAAACCGAAGAACAAAAUGGAGAAAACGGCACGCCGCUGAAAUGGCCUCGGCGAAGAAAAAACAAGAUUCAGAGACCGAGAGGCUGAAAGGGGCUUCGGAAAAUGAAGACGACGACGACGACUACAACAAACCUUUAGAUCCGAACUCGGACGAUGAAAAAAUAACGCAGUUGUUGAAAAAACACAAACCAAAUUCAGCUCUUAUCAUUCACACGUCGGAAAACGAGAGCUCGUAAAAAUAGAAACUGGAAAUGGGUUGUCAAAUCCUUCAAGAAUAAUGUAGGCUACUGUUUUUUUUACCAAGUUUGGGCUCUGGUUUGAGAGGAAGGAUGCAAAUCAGAGGAAUAUGCACUAUUGGUGGAGCUGAACGUGCAUCAGUGUCUGCAAUAGACACGUUUCAACAUAUAGACAACGGUACUUUUGUAAAUUAACGGCGUGAGUUGUAUCGCAUAGGAAUUAUAUUACUGUGAAUAUUUAUGUGUAAAAUAUUUUGAAUAGUAAACAUGCCAGAAUUCGUUCAUUUCGAUUCAGUUUAAUUUUUGGUUUAGGCUUUGUGAUUUGCAUUUUCAUAUCAUGAAUUUGUAUAGGGCUAGGUGCUGAUCACCCCGAGUUAUUAUUAUUAUUUUUUUCUAUGGGUGUAAGUUGCCUCAGCUCUUUGAUUCUUAAAAAUAAUCAACAAUGGAAAUACAGAAUCAUUUUCAGAAUUUACCAUUAAAGGUAAAAGACAUCUGAGCGACAGGCUAAAUGAAGGCUCGGUCAAGAGAUUGAUUUGGCCAUAACACGUGUAAAUAAACAAACACCUAACCAUAUAUUUGUAAUAUAAUGUGUUCGUUUCCCAAUGUUAGGAUGUUUCCUUCAUUUAUUUUUAUUUUUUUGUCAUGAUUAAUUUAUAAUAUUUUAAGUUUGUAAUAGUGUUUGAAUCCUGCAGAAAUGCGCCUGGCAGGUUCGUGUGUAUUGCACUUUUAUUUAAUAAAAUGUUUAACAUAUGG